AAGAGAGGGGGAGAUAGAGAGAGAUAGAGGAAGCUACAUUUGAAGUGAGAUAGAAACAUUCAAAAUGGCAUCUCCUACACAAGAUCGGCCAAUUCGUGUGUAUGCUGAUGGCAUUUAUGAUCUCUUCCACUUUGGUCAUGCUCGCUCUCUUGAGCAGGCAAAGAAAUCGUUUCCCAACACGUACCUUCUCGUUGGAUGUUGUAGUGAUGCAGUUACAAAAAAGUUCAAAGGCAAAACUGUCAUGACAGAAGAUGAACGUUAUGAGUCACUUCGUCAUUGCAAAUGGGUGGAUGAAGUGAUUCCAGGUGCACCUUGGGUUGUCAAUCAAGAGUUUCUUGACAAGCACAACAUUGAAUAUGUUGCUCACGACUCUCUUCCAUAUGCUGACACUAGUGGUGCUGCAAAUGAUGUUUAUGAAUUUGUUAAGUCUGUUGGGAAAUUUAAAGAAACCCAACGGACCGAAGGAAUAUCUACAUCUGACUUGAUAAUGAGGAUUGUUAAAGAUUAUAAUCAGUAUGUGUUGCGGAACUUGGAUCGGGGUUACUCAAGAAAAGACCUUGGUGUGAGCUAUGUUAAGGAAAAGCGACUAAGGGUGAAUAGGAGUUUGAAAACCCUACAAGAGAAAGUAAAAGAGCAGCAAGAAAAGAUUCAAAUUGUUGCAAAGAAUGCUGGUAUGCAUCGAAACGAGUGGGUGGAAAAUGCUGAUCGUUUGGUUGCUGGAUUUCUAGAAAUGUUUGAAGAAGGAUGCCAUAAGAUGGGGACCGCAAUAAGAGAUACAAUUCAAGAAAGGUUGAGAACUCAACAAUCAAGUGAUGCAUCAUGUAUGCUCCAAAAUAGCAAGGAUGAUGGAGAUGAAGAGUAUUAUUAUGAGGGGGAAGAUGAUAGUGAUGAAGAAUAUUUUGAAGAAUAUUUUGAUAAUAAUCAUGAGCGUAAUCCCAAGAAUAAUGAGCUUAAUACUCAUAAUAAUGGAAAAGACAAGAACACAAGCUAGGCCUACUUUUAUGGAGUUGUUGCAUUCUUGUCAAAAUGUACAACUUUACACGAGCCUUCUAAUUUGCUAGUUUAUGGUCAAAAUUUUCAACGUUUAAUGUAUUAUUAUAUACAUGAAACUGUUGUGUGUGUCCAUUUCCUGAACUUUUUUAUAUAACUAAAGUCUCAUUACUAAU
Lotus japonicus is the source of this 1166-nucleotide messenger RNA. RefSeq names its product choline-phosphate cytidylyltransferase 2-like. Gene Ontology annotation, biological process: CDP-choline pathway. The transcript is spliced from 8 exons. Lineage: Eukaryota; Viridiplantae; Streptophyta; Magnoliopsida; Fabales; Fabaceae. The record is from RefSeq and is a predicted model, not a curated record. Gene Ontology annotation, molecular function: choline-phosphate cytidylyltransferase activity; phosphatidylcholine binding. The coding region runs from base 65 to 991 and encodes 308 amino acids.